AUGUCACUGGCUCCAAAGCAAAGAAGGUAUUCUAGAAUUGCACCAGCGCAGAAUGAAACUUCCUCCUUUAUCUCCCUUGCGGGAGAGACUCUCCGACCUGAUGAUGAAAACGAGAAUUCGCUAUACCAAGAUGGAGAGACUUUAUCUGUAAAUUCGUCACAGUCAUUUCGUGGAUUGAAGGUGGAUGAAAAUAGUGAUAGGGGUGUUGGUGAACCAAUUGAGUAUCCCAAUCUGUCAUCCAUUACUAGCCCAAUGUUGGGGGUUUCAAAUGCAUCUAAAUUAGGACAUUCAUCGUUUGCCAGUCCUGCAGAAUCAGCUGUUUCCCUUUCUUCUGCUUCUCCAGUAACAGAGUCUCGAGUCAACUCAACGUCGGAGAUCUCGCAAGAUGAACAACUUCAUGACAAACUUGUUCAUUCAUCUUAUAUCCCCCCUUGGACUGCACCUUAUAUCAUCGGAAUAGCCGGUAAUUCAGGAAGUGGCAAAACGUCAAUUUCACAACAGAUAAUUCAAGGCAUAAAUCAACCCUGGACGGUGCUACUAUCGUUUGAUAACUUUUACAGGUCAUUGACACCGGAGCAGAGUAAGCGAGCAUUUGAGAAUGAAUAUGAUUUUGACACUCCGCUGCUGUUGGACUUGGAUGCUCUUGUGGAAACUGUGCGUACGUUGAAAAAAGGAGGUAAAUCCACGAUUCCGGUUUACUCGUUUGCAAAACACGCCAGAACUGAUAAGACAAAUACCAUAUACGGGGCCAAUGUUAUUAUAGUUGAAGGAUUAUACGCAUUGUAUGAUCCUAGAUUGUUAGCAAUGAUGGAUUUGAAAAUAUACGUUGACACUGAUUUAGACAUUUGUUUAUCAAGACGUUUGAUAAGAGAUAUCCUUUACAGAGGGCGAGAUUUAGAUGGAGCCAUUAAGCAGUGGACAAAAUUUGUCAAACCCAAUGCUGUCAAAUAUAUAAACCCCACCAAAGACAACGCUGAUUUAGUUAUCCCUCGCGGGUUGGACAACACAAUUGCGAUUGAUCUUAUGAUUAAACAUAUCAAAAACCAAUUAGCUCUUAAAUCAAAAAGACACUUGCAAAACUUGAAGAGCUUGGGCUACAACAUUGAAUUUAAGGUGGAAAAUUAUCCCAAUUUGAAAAUACUAAAGCCUACAAAUCAACUAAAAGGAAUCAAUUCUACCUUGUUUAGCAAAACAACGUCAAGAGAUGAUUUUAUAUUUUAUUUCAAUCGAAUAAGUGGACUUUUACUUGAAUAUGCACAAGUGAACUUUUUUGAAUUUGUACCAAGACAAGUUAUUUGUUUUGGAAAGCCACAUAAAUACCAGGGAUUACAGGCUCAGCAGUUGCAAAUGGUUGCUGUUAGCAUCAUUCGGAGUGGCGAUUGUUUUAUGACCUCAUUGAAAAAGACAUUUCCAGAACUAACUGUAGGUAAAAUGUUGAUACAAAGUGAUUCAUCAACGGGUGAACCCCAAUUGCAUUAUGAAAGUUUGCCUCAUAAUAUCAAUAACAUUGGUAGAAUAUUGUUGUUUGAUUCACAGGUAAUUAGUGGGGCCGGAGCAAUCAUGGCAAUUCAGGUAUUGGUUGACCAUGGAGUUAAACAAGAAGAUAUUAUAUUUGUGAGCUUCCUAUCAACUGAAAUUGGAAUCAGGAGAAUCCUAAAUGUGUUUCCCCGUGUUAAGUUGGUUAUUGGUAAAUUAUCGUCGAUGGAUGUGACACAAUUUGAACAACAGGGGGAAGGAGAAGAAGAAAGGAAAGGCAAUACAUUAUGGUAUAAUGAAGAAAGAUUUUUAGAUAGCCAUUGGCAUUUUAGAAAUAGGUUUAUAGAUAGUUUAUACUUUGGUACAGAUUGA
Molecule: messenger RNA, 1848 nt
Organism: Lodderomyces margitis
Lineage: Eukaryota; Fungi; Ascomycota; Pichiomycetes; Serinales; Debaryomycetaceae
Gene: URK1
Product: uridine kinase
Exons: 1
Coding region: 1-1848 (615 amino acids)
Cellular component (GO): cytoplasm
Molecular function (GO): ATP binding; kinase activity
Source: RefSeq, a predicted model, not a curated record